Molecule: messenger RNA, 3951 nt
Organism: Medioppia subpectinata
Lineage: Eukaryota; Metazoa; Arthropoda; Arachnida; Sarcoptiformes; Oppiidae
Source: the annotation of a GenBank genome assembly
AUGGUAAUCAAAACAAAACCAAUCGUUCGCUCGGCUCCAGACAUCUCGCAAUCGGUGGCUAUUGUCAACGGAUCCGAUGAGACAAUGCCAUCGCACGUGUGUCAUAUGUGGUGUCCAUGCGUUGCGGUGUGUCUUCACUGUGGAUGCGAUGCCACCGAUUGCGAGAUGUCUGGAGCCGAGCGAACGAUUGGUUUUGUUUUGAUUACCAUUUUAUUGGUUUGGAGACAAUCGGCGGCCAAAGCGGCGGACCAGCCUUCGGAUGGCCAGUCAUCAGCGGUUCCCGACGCCCACCGACGCAUUGAGUUCGUGUCACAACACAUGCGGCUAUGGCUGCAGACUGUGGCCAAAGAGGAGUUGGGCGUCAGUCACGUCCAGCGCACGUACGAUACGCUCAAUACUGUCACUCAAGACAUCGCUUACGACGACAUUGUGGCCGAUAUUACGCAAAAGAUGACGAAGAAGUUGGAGGACUUGACGGCUGUGUUGGAGGAGACGGCCGAUCGGGUGAAAGAGCUCUUCCAGGUGUACACGAAGACCGGCGAGAUUAAGACGUUGAGGACGUGUUGCGACCAACGGCUGUAUGCGGUGAUGCAAUUUGAUCCGCACUUCAACACACAGAUCACGAGAGCCACAUCUUGCGAUACGGCGCCCAACACAGGGAGCGACCAGUUCUCGCCCGGCGUUAAUCUGACGGAACAGUUCCGCUCCAAUCUGGACAACUGGCCCAACAUUAAGUGGCAGUACUUUAUGUCCGUUUGGGGCGUUCACACCGAAUACCCGGCGUAUAUGCCGUCACCAAACAGUUGCCUCAAUCAAGACAUCAAUGAUGUCAACGCUAAUCCGAGUCGUUUACAAUACGAUAACUUAAACAAUGAAGAGUCGCUACAACGGCAUCGAGACAUCUAUAUGGCCACAGUUCUGCCUCAACCCAAACACAUAGUGCUGGUGAUCGACAGGGGCUCUGCCAUUACGGCCCACCAGUUGUCUAUCGCCAAAGCCAUUGCCAAAUACAUACUUAACUCACUGUCGCAUAACGAUAAGGUCGGCUUAAUAUCGCUCUCAAGUGAUAUCAGUUACCCGAAUAGCGAUACGUGUCUCACAAAGCGUAUGGCCAACGCCAACAUUGAGACCAAAUACCACUUCCAGAGGUUUAUCGAUGGUCUCCAGCGGACCAAUGAGAAUACGAAUCACGUUUGGGGACUCAAAAAGGCCUUUCAAAUGAUUUCCAACACUUUUCAGGACACUAAUACCAAUGAGCUUAACCCGAGCCCAUCCGAAGCGCUUAUCGUUUAUAUAAGUCGCGGCCUAUUGUCCGCCUUAACCGACGCCCGACUUGUGAUGGAAUUGAUAGCCAAAGAGAUUAACAAUAGUUACGAAAAUAACUACUCGUUUGUGAUAAACUCAUACGCGCUGAUCGACGACACGAAACCCGUUAUGUAUGAAAUCGAUUUUCUCCGAGAGAUCGCAGAAAUGAAUUUUCCAAAGUUUAACGUCUUAUCGCCGGAUCCGACAAGAAUUAGGCCGGGUAUUAUGGUGGCCGUCAACUCGACCGAGAACUUGAGCUUCACGUUGAGCGGCAUCUAUUCGGUGCUGACCCGACCCACGCACUCAUCUAUUUAUAUAUCGCUUCCUUAUUGGGAUGUCAUCAGCAAAGAUGUACACAUAUCUGUCAGUAAGUCAGUCAUACAUAGGGGACAACUGAUUGGAGUGAUAGCUCUGGACAUAUCGCUGUCAGACCUGUCCGAAGACAUUAUCCAUUAUGAGGUCUCUCCGGACUCUUACGCCUUCCUUAUCGAGAAGAGUAACGGCAUUGCUAUACAUCACCCGUCGUUCAGUCCGCCAUCGCUGCAAACUCACGACCAACUGAUCCAUACGGACAUCGAACACAUCGAACAAAAGGCUGGCUUUCAAACCAUUCGGACAAAGAUAUUGAAGAAUACCAAAGGAAUGGAAGCGCUUAUUGCGGACGACAAGAACAAAACACAUUUAACUUAUUAUUGGCGUCGAGUCCACUCUUCGCCCUAUAUUGUAGUCAUCGCUGCCUAUAAUAACGUCGAUCGCAGACAUACCAUAACCUCUCCGCUCGCCAAAGACGCCCACUUUGCGUACCAUCGGCUGGACCUGAAUGCCAGUCCACCCAAACUUUGUCGGCAUUUAAAACAAUUGGCGACAAUUGAAACGGCGACUCUAUUCCUGUCUUCCAAAGCAUUCAUCUCUCCGUUCGCUAACGAUAUGCUCGAAGAGAGCACUCAUAUUGUGCAGCGAUAUAUGGCUUAUCUGAACGACAACACGAAACUGAUCGCCAAUCCGGGCCUUAAGGGUGCGGUGAGGGGUGAAGUGCAUGCCGUCACUCGUGUCACUCAGUAUUGGAAGUCGAAACUGGAGUCGAGCGAAAUGUCCAAAUUUAUCGUCAGGAAAUAUAUGGCGACACCCAAUGGUGUGUUCCUCCUAUUCCCGGGCGCUCUCAUCGACAAGUCCUUUGAGCCCACGCGACGGGAAUGGUAUUUGAAAGCCGUGAAGAAUGCCGGGAAGAUUGUGUUCACCGCUCCCUAUCUGGAUGUGGGCGGCGCCGGCUAUAUAGUGACCCUCAGCCACACUAUACACGCCCAGAACGGCGACCCCAACGCCGUGGCCGUGAUUGCCAUGGAUUUUACUUUAGGGUAUUUCCAUAAGUUCCUGCAGACGCACAUGGGAUCCAUUUGCAGGACAGAGCAGAUCGCGUGCUUCAUAAUGGACGACAGGGGUUACCUCAUCGCUCACCCCUCGCUCGUCGAGCCCAUACAGUUGGCACCGAUAGAGCAGCAGCACAUCACCCAUAAGGAGCCACUCGUGGCCAACGAUUUGCUUCAUCACAACUCAUUUGUCGAGAAGAAUGUUUGCAACAGUUUCAUUGACCGAACGAUUCAGCGCUUCUAUAAUUUUAAUACAAGUCUUACGGGUGUCCUCACGAAUCCGAUCCAUGACUGCGGCAAAUACUACAUCACAUCCGUCGCCGACACCAAUGUGUUCAUCGGUAUUGUUAACCAUACGUGCGAUUCAGUGACGGCUUUCUGUCCCUGUUCUAUGACGGAUCGUUUGUGUCUAAACUGUCACCGAAUGGAACAGACGGACUGCGAGUGCCCGUGUGAGUGCCCGCUCGAAAUGAAUCUCUGCACCGGACAGCUGUUUGAUGAAGAGGAUCACAAUCCCAGUUGUCCGCCGAUUCCCGAACCCAUACGAGCGGUUCCCUUAAUGAGACAUACAUUGGAUUCAAUUAAAAGCUGUUUUGAAAUGAGUUGUUUCGAUAAGAAGAGUGAAAACGACUGUUUGGGUCUAUUGGGUUGCGAAUGGUGUCAAUUGGACCGAAACGGCGAAACACCGCUUAAGAACCCGUACUGUAAUUAUCAAAGUCGAUGCUUCGGCGGUAUUCUGGGCGCUAAGACUCCGUACGCGGACGAGAUAUCAGACAUGAUGUUACCGCACGAGGACUACAUACCGAUGGGCAGCGCACCCGUCGGUCCGGUGGCCGGCGGUAUAAUGAUAUGCUUUAUAGUGUUGGCCCUAUCGGUGUACUGUUACCGAUACCACUCGACACGUCACGGCCCGCACUACAUGACGUCCAUCGUUGACAACGGCGUCAAUCACUCGCACUUUGACAACGAGUACGACGACAACGAGGUUCAAGACGUGGAGAUAAUGCCGGCGAUCGCGCCCAACAACGCGCACGAGGACUCAGAACUGGGCGGACCCACGUUUAUGGAGCCCUUACUAGUCGGCAGAGACAAGACUCGUCUACUGAACACGAGCUCGCAGUCGGACGCGGCCACCAACUCGUCGUCGCGCACGUCCUCCCCGUCACUCAUCGGACAAACCAUAUUCAAGACCAGCCCUAAGCCUAUGCCCACAACAAUACUGGAAGUGCCUAACAAUGUGUUGGCUCAGGUACAGGUGCACACCGUCGACACCCACUGA